Molecule: messenger RNA, 398 nt
Organism: Carcharodon carcharias (great white shark)
Lineage: Eukaryota; Metazoa; Chordata; Chondrichthyes; Lamniformes; Lamnidae
Product: liver-expressed antimicrobial peptide 2-like
Exons: 4
Coding region: 1-303 (100 amino acids)
Biological process (GO): antimicrobial humoral immune response mediated by antimicrobial peptide; defense response to bacterium
Source: RefSeq, a predicted model, not a curated record
AUGUGGAACAUUCCUUGUUCCAUCCUUGUUAUCUUUUUGCUUAUUCUACACCUGUUAGAUUAUGAAUAUUACGGAGUUGAUCUUUGCUUUAUGAGUUGGCAACAUCACCUGUACUACGUAAAGAAUGCUGAUUGUGCUGCUCUAGGGCAGGUGGAGACUGUGCUGCAGAGAGUCCGAAGAAUGACUCCUCUCUGGAGAUGGAUGACUUACAGACCCCUUGGAUCAUCUUGCAGGGACAAUGAUGAGUGUGGUUCAAAAUACUGCAGAGAGAAGCGCUGCUCCUUGGUUGUCCAUGAAGACUGAGUUCCAUACAGUGUCUUUGUAAAAAAAUCACAUGCAAAAAUAGUCAUGUAAAUGGAUCUUGACCAAUAUAUUUAUGUAAAUAAUCUUUGGGUGAU